AUGCGUUUGGGAUCGACAGUGCCAAAUUUCAAAGCUGAGACCACAAAAGGUUCAAUUCAAUUCUACGAUUGGCAGGGAGGAUCUUGGGUUGUUUUGUUUUCUCAUCCCUCUGAUUUUACUCCAGUAUGCACCACUGAAUUGGGACGAAUUGCAGUGCACCAACCAGAGUUCGCCAAGCGAAAUGUUAAGUGCUUGGCACAUUCUGUAGAUGCACUCAAAUCCCAUGUUGACUGGGUAAACGAUAUUAAAUCCUAUUGUCUCGAUAUUCCCGGUGAAUUUCCAUACCCAAUCAUUGCUGAUCCCGAUCGUGACUUGGCAGUGAAUUUCGGAAUGUUGGAUGAAGAUCAAAAGAAGGAUCCCGAAAUAGGUAAAACCAUUCGUGCACUCUUCAUAAUCAGUCCUGAUCAUAAAGUGCGUUUGUCAAUGUUCUAUCCAAUGUCCACAGGACGUAAUGUCGAUGAGAUUCUUCGUGUCAUCGACUCAUUGCAAUUGACUGACAAACUGAAGGUUGUUGCUACUCCAGCUAAUUGGACCCCUGGUACUAAAGUGAUGAUUCUUCCUCAUGUCACUGACCAGGAAGCAGCCAAAUUAUUCCCCAAAGGAUUCGAUAAGGUUUCCAUGCCAUCUGGUGUUAAUUAUGUGAGAACCACUGAAAAUUAUUAAAACAGUGUUUAGUUGAGAUGUGCUCUGUGUACUGUACUGAUGAUGUUAAAUUUUUAUACACAGAAAUUGAAAAAAUAAAGUUGAUUUUCAUAAAAAGUUA
This is a messenger RNA of Teleopsis dalmanni, 763 nucleotides long. RefSeq names its product peroxiredoxin-6-like. Gene Ontology annotation, cellular component: cytosol; mitochondrion. The coding region runs from base 1 to 663 and encodes 220 amino acids. The record is from RefSeq and is a predicted model, not a curated record. The transcript is spliced from 4 exons. Gene Ontology annotation, biological process: cellular oxidant detoxification; cell redox homeostasis. Lineage: Eukaryota; Metazoa; Arthropoda; Insecta; Diptera; Diopsidae. Gene Ontology annotation, molecular function: peroxiredoxin activity.